Molecule: messenger RNA, 689 nt
Organism: Setaria italica (foxtail millet)
Lineage: Eukaryota; Viridiplantae; Streptophyta; Magnoliopsida; Poales; Poaceae
Product: probable cytokinin riboside 5'-monophosphate phosphoribohydrolase LOGL3
Exons: 5
Coding region: 1-630 (209 amino acids)
Biological process (GO): cytokinin biosynthetic process
Cellular component (GO): nucleus; cytosol
Molecular function (GO): hydrolase activity, hydrolyzing N-glycosyl compounds
Source: RefSeq, a predicted model, not a curated record
AUGACGACGACGACGAGCCGCAGCAGCCGCUUCAAGAGGAUUUGCGUCUUCUGCGGCAGCAGCACCGGCAACAAGACCACCGACCGCGACGCCGCCAUCGACCUCGCCCAGCACCUGGUGUGGAGGGACAUCGACCUUGUGUACGGGGGAGGCAGCAUAGGGCUCAUGGGCCUUGUCUCGCAGGCCGUCUACCACGGCGGCAGGCAUCGGGUCGCAUGCAUGCCGCUAAUGCUGAUGCUGGGUGCAUGGCAGGUGAGCGGCGAUACUUGGGGGGAGGUGAGCCCGGUGGCGGACAUGCACCAGAGGAAGGCAGAGAUGGCCACCCACUCCGACGCCUUCAUAGCCCUGCCUGGAGGAUACGGAACUCUGGAAGAGCUGCUUGAAGUGAUCACCUGGGCACAGUUAGGCAUCCAUCGUAAGCCGGUUGAGCUGGUGAAUGUUGAUGGGUACUACGACUCCCUGCUGGCAUUCAUCGAGCAGGCGGUGGAGGAAGGGUUCAUCAGCCCCAGCGCUGGGUGCAUCAUCGUCUCGGCUCCCACGCCAAAGGAGCUCAUGGACAAGCUCGAGGACUACGUGCCCUACUACGACCGAGUUGCGUCCGGGCUCAAAUGGGAGUCGGCAAGCAGCUAGCGUGCGUUGUCUCUCGGCGGCAUGAGGCAACAGCCUGCAUGCUGCCGUGCUGCGGCUGC